Molecule: messenger RNA, 3302 nt
Organism: Microbotryum saponariae
Lineage: Eukaryota; Fungi; Basidiomycota; Microbotryomycetes; Microbotryales; Microbotryaceae
Source: the annotation of a GenBank genome assembly
AUGGAUUCUCCCUCGCCAGCUAGCACCUACUACUCGACCGUCGAUACGCCCUCUUCGAGUGGUACAGCCGAUUCACCCCCUGCUGGUGAUGCAGUAGUGGUCCAAGGUGGCGCUCUCGACGACUCGGCAGCGCUCGUCAAUCAACUCGAGUCCAUGAGCCUUCGCGCCUCCUCCCAGUCCCCACCUCCUCAACAACCGCCUGGCGCAUUCCCCACCGAAUUACACCUUGGUCCGACCCAUGCUCCUGCCACAGCAUCGUCGACCGUAGGCGAAGAUGUCGCCGCCGUCAAAGUCGAGUCCGCCGGGGUGCCGCCUUCGUUGCAGCCAGCCGCAGAGGCUCCUAUCAGGGCCACAGCCGCCGUGGCGCGACCUGAACAUUCGUCGCCUUCCAAAACUUCGGAUGUGCUCUCCAUCAACUCGAACGCGAGCACCCUCAGCUCCCCCGGGUCGAACACCAUGAUGCCCUCGCCGUUCCCCAAGAUCGCGACCGAUCCCCACUUGACCAGACCGAUCGUGUCGCCCGCACCGCCGUCUCGACGCACCGUCGUCAUCUUUCAAGAGGCGUGCGCAGGUCAUCGUUUCAUUCGCUCUUCGGACGUGACGGGCAUCGUCGAGCGGCCGGAAAGGAUCCGGGCUGUCAAGACUGGAGUCGCAGCGGCGUGGGCUCGACUGGAGGCGCGCAACGUCGCUCAAGGAGGUGUACGAUGGAUGGGCAACCCUCCUGCGACGCCGGACUCGGACGACGUCGCCCAGAACCUUGGCGACCUGCUCAACAAUAUGAACAUCCAGGACCUCAAGGGCAAGGGCAAGGAGAUUCUCGGCGGACCAUUUGACGUGCUCCAGUCUACAAGUCGGGCCGCCAUCGACGACCCGGCGAUUCGAUUGAUUCACCCACUGCCUCACACCGCUCCCGGCGCACCGGAUGUCGACAUUGCUCCUCCCCCUCCAACCUCACCCCCUGCUGCCUCGACUCCGACCCGCGCAAGCCGAGCCUCAGUCGCCUCGACGCCGACUCGGUCCGGGAAAGAGGAGGCGACCCCGGCUUCAACCUCGACCCCGACCGCCGCCGAACGCGGUCCUGCGACCUUGCCGCCUUGGCCUCAACAGCUCGCUAAUUUAUGUAGAGGAGCAUCGACCGCCAUCGCGACCGGUGCGCGUCAUUCCGAGAUUCCGGCGCAUCUGCCUCAGGGCGACCUCUACCUGUCGGAGCAGAGCGAGGAUGCCAUCUUUGGAGCCAUUGGCGCUGUGUGUGAAGGCGUCGACAGGGUCGUGCAGGGUUCUAGGACAACGGGCAAUGGGUAUGAUCGGGCCUUUGUGGCUAUUCGUCCCCCAGGUCAUGUGCGUCUUUCGAUGAUCUGCUAGCGAUCGGGAAUAGUAGGCUGACUUUUUCGUCUAUCUUGUACGCUGAACAGCACUGCUGUGAGGCCACGCCGAUGGGCUUUUGCUUCUUGAACAACGUUGCCGUUGCUGCGGCUCAUGGUGGGUCGUAUCGGCUAAUCGACUCACGCCGAUUGGGCUCCUAUUGACAGCUCCAUAUGCUCUUCUCAGCCCACCUCAAUCACGGCAUUGAACGAGUCGUCAUUCUCGACAUUGAUCUGGUAUGGUAUGACGAGGGAAGGUGGUUAUCCAAACUAUCUGAUCACUGAUGCGAUGGUUAAAUGAUUGGAAUAGCACCACGGCAACGGCACUCAGGACAUCGCGUGGCGCAUCAACGCCGACGCCAACCGCGCCGUUCAGGAGUUGCAGGCAAAGUCUCCGCGCAAAGGUUCGCCGCGAAAAGGGGCUUCGCCUCCGUGCCGGCCCGGUUUGCAGAUCAUGUAUGCGUCGUUGCACGAUAUCUUCUCUUAUCGUCAGUUCACAUUUCCCGGGCUGGCGUGGUUGUCAUUCCCGUAGGCAACAGGCUGACACGGGAUCUCCUCAUAGCUUGCGAGGACGGUGAUCCCUCCAUGGUCCAAGCCGCUUCGCUCAAUCUGGCUGGUGGACACUCUCAAUGGAUCUCCAACGUGCAUAUCGAACCCUUCGGGACGGAAGCCGAGUUCCACGAGAAGUUGUACCCUAAAUACCGCCAAGGGUUACUCGGCGCGGCGACGAAAUUCCUCGAGCAAACGGCUUCGCGCGACGGCGAGGAUGAGAACAGGACUCUGAUCAUUAUAAGUGCAGGUGAGUUGAGCCCCGCCCACACAAGGCGAACCCAAGUUGCUCACGCCCUUCUAUGGUGGCACAGGUAUGGAUGCUUCGGAGCACGAGUCGGCCGGCAUGAGCCGUCAUCGACGCAACGUCCCUACAACCUUCUUCCACCGCUUCGCUCGCGAGACGGUGGGCCUCGCCACGACUCACGCCGCCGGGAAAGUGCUGGUCGUACUGGAAGGUGGUUAUUCAGAUCGUGAGUGCCUUUUCGGCACCGAAAACGGGGCUCGGCCCACUAAAGAUGACCCUUUGAUGGCAAUCCUCCGCUACCAGGCGCGCUCUGUUCGGCGACGAUGGCAUUGAUGGUCGGCCUGACGGAGUCACCACGCCUGCUUGAGAAGACGUUCCUCGCCCAAGACGGCAACGAGAUAUCGUGGUGGGAAGAGAAAAAUCUCGCCAAGAUCGAAAAGGCGUGCAAACCGAAGCGCGGGAAGCUGCACACCCCCUUCGCUGCGGGAACCGCCGCUUUCGCUGCAAACGCUUCCGGGGCGAGCACGAACGGCGCUACGGCGACGGCAGCCACCGUGGAUCACCCCGACGCAUGGCUCAAUCGAGCGGUCGAGAUCUUUGCGGCCAUCGAAGGAUCCGAGACGGUGGCCGCGCCGAACAGUGACGCUGUAGCGGCAGUCAAGGACAAAGCUGGCUUGGGCUCGCGCACUAUGCAACUGCGUGAACGAAGGCCUCGCGGGCUGGGCCAAGAUUUGGGCUUUGGCGGUGGUUCAAGGGAUUCGUCGCCGCAACCGUCCGCACAAUCGACCCCCGACAAGAGAUCCGGCGUUGGCGCAACACAGCCAUUCGUCACGGCAUCGACGUCCAGGGGGAACAACCUCAUCUCGGGCGAAAAGGCUUUCACGGGCCUCGUGAGGACCCAAGACAUUUCAUCGCUCAAAGGCCGAAGCCAAGGCAACCUGGAAGCCAGUCACGACUCAAACGCUGAUUCGCAGUUCGUCAUGCGACAUUGCCAUACCUCUGAACGGACUGCGCCCGCGAGUGAUCGCUCAGCUGACGACAGCGCGAUCGCUCUCUCGGCCGUCACGCCGGAGCACCAUGAGAAUGCCCAUCCGACGGUCGCGCCUCGCAUCAAAUUCACCUGGAAGCAAGGUGGGGUCGAGUAG